Molecule: messenger RNA, 216 nt
Organism: Triticum turgidum subsp. durum (durum wheat)
Lineage: Eukaryota; Viridiplantae; Streptophyta; Magnoliopsida; Poales; Poaceae
Source: the annotation of a GenBank genome assembly
AUGUGGAUCUAUCGUAAUCGGGCCACAUUCGAAUGCAAAAAACUGAGAACUCCUUUUGAUGUGGUUUUCUCUGCAUGUGGGUACAUGAACUAUUGGGCAGGUCUGAUGGAGGGAACUGAUCGUGAGGCGAUGGAGCGCGGCGCUAAGAUGCUCAAGACCAACGCAGCUGCCAUGAUGAGGAUUUGCACGGCCCCAGCUGGAAUGGCGAUGGAUUGA